Molecule: messenger RNA, 1383 nt
Organism: Triplophysa dalaica
Lineage: Eukaryota; Metazoa; Chordata; Actinopteri; Cypriniformes; Nemacheilidae
Product: lipopolysaccharide-induced tumor necrosis factor-alpha factor homolog
Exons: 5
Coding region: 1-591 (196 amino acids)
Molecular function (GO): zinc ion binding
Source: RefSeq, a predicted model, not a curated record
AUGACUCUCAGUUGUAAGUUCUUCCUUCCUCCUAUGAUUAAAACACACCCACAUCUGUCUCACAUCUCAAUAUUCCGCUGUAACCUUGCGGUCAAUCGUCAACAUAAAUUACAGUUCCACGCUGACAACAGGACAUCACAGGGUUUGAUAAUGGAGAAAGAAUCCAUUCCGCCUCCAUAUCCUGGUACUCAGGCGACCCAAGCAAGCAUGAACUUCCCUGGACAGCAGACAGCAUAUACGGCUCAAGCAGAUCCGUCAAAUUCUCUUUACCCCCCUCCACCCCCAUAUGGAUUGGGAGGUCUACCCACCAAUGUCCAGCAGCCAAUGGCGGUUCCUGUAGUCACACAGGUGGUGGUGAUGCCCACUCUCACUGACGUCCCGGGUCGCAUCAUCUGUCCUCACUGCCAUCAGGAUAUCAUCACAGAAACUGAACAUCUCAGUGGUUUGCUCACCUGGUUAAUUUGCGGAACCCUCGCUCUCUUUGUGUGCUGGCUAUGCUGUUGCAUACCGUUCUGUGUGGACGCAUGCAAGGAUGUAAAGCACAGCUGUCCAAACUGUAAAAAUGUCAUUCGCCUGUACAAACGAGUGUAGCGCAGCCUGCACCAGAGAACGGUACCACAGGUGAACCAAGAUGAGCUCAGGGGAGCUUUUACUCUGCUGUUUGUGCUGUAAACAGAUUUAGUGUGACUACGAAUGUUUGUCUUUCUGUUUUCUAUAACUCAAGAAGUUCAUCUCACCAUACAUUAUUUGUAUAAGACAAUCCAAAAAUGUAAGAUGUCUGAAUAUAUCCUACGAAUAUUUGUGUAUUGUAUGUUAAUAUUGGCAGACUGCCUCAUUUAAGAUACCAGCAAAAAGACAAACAAAAUGAGGAAAAGGAUGAUAACAUAAAUAAUUUUGUACAGUACACGUCAAGAUAAUCAAAAGAUGUCCCCCCACUACCAAGAACCACAACGCUCUAGGAUUUGAACUCCAGAUCUCUGUGAUUUCACUAAUUUGUUAUGAUAGGUAUGUAAUUGUGCCAUAUUUGCAACAUAAAAAACGUCCAAAUAUAGAGAAUAUUAAUAUAAAACAAUAUAAUUUAUCAUGCAACAUAACGAACAUGUAAUGCCUGUUUGGACUGUGAAAUAUAAAUUGUGUCUUUGCAAAACUUUCAUUUGAACCAGCAAUAAAUAUUUGCAUGGGGUGUUAGCUGUCUAAGAAUGUAGCUACUAUAUUUGUAGACUACACCACAUGAUGUGCAUUGGUCAGUGAAAUGAAUAUGUAUUGUACACCUAAGUUACCGCAUCACAUGAUAGCAAAUCGUGAUAACUUAUACAUUGUACGUAAACAUACUAUCUUUGUAUUUUUCUAUUGACGUUUAAUAAAAAAAGUAUUGUACACCUA